This is a messenger RNA of Myxocyprinus asiaticus (Chinese sucker), 3817 nucleotides long. RefSeq names its product indian hedgehog B protein-like. The record is from RefSeq and is a predicted model, not a curated record. Bases 272 to 1414 code for a protein of 380 amino acids. Gene Ontology annotation, biological process: cell-cell signaling; intein-mediated protein splicing; double-strand break repair via nonhomologous end joining. Lineage: Eukaryota; Metazoa; Chordata; Actinopteri; Cypriniformes; Catostomidae. The transcript has 10 exons. Gene Ontology annotation, molecular function: patched binding; calcium ion binding; DNA end binding. Gene Ontology annotation, cellular component: nucleus; DNA ligase IV complex.
AACCUUACUGUAAAGUGUUGCUGAGAAAUGUAUUUAAAAAAAAAAAAAAUUCUAUUAUUAUAUAAAAUGCUUUUAAUUAUUUAUUUUAACCCCCAGAAAAAAAGUGGAAAAUGUCAAUAUCGUAUAUUAGUCAUGGCCACAAAAAUGCACUUGUGGCUCUGGUGAGGAACUCUUUUCUCCCGGAACGCUUGAAUACUGCUGUGUUUUGAGGGGGAUUGCGUGUCAGUCGGAACGGUCCCCCUGUUGAUUGAGUGACGUGUGCAGUGGGGAAAUGGAAGCAGCCCUGUCAGCCCUGCCAUGGGUACCAGUUAGUAUCGGUGGUUUUGAUCUGCUGGCCAAAGCCUGGUUCGGUGACACACAGUAUUGGGUUCUGCUAAGUGAUCUGAGCAGUGUGUGGGAAGAGGAGAUGAAUGCAGACGACAUCCAGAGUCGAGCACAGGAUCUGAAUAAGCGUCUCAGGGCUCCCACACAGGCUUUUUUCACUCAUCUGUGCUCAGUGGCACGGCCUUGCUUCUCCAGCCAAGAUGAUGAACAGACAUCUGCUGCACACGUGUCCCUUGAACGUCACGGUGACAAUUUAACAAUCAGACUUAAAAGUGAGCUGGCCAGGUUGCCGUUCUACUGGGAGUUCCGCUGCACUCCAACACCUGUAGCCAUGGUGUGCAGGCAGCUGGUGCGCCCCCUCCUUGCAGCCAGCAGAGUUUUGCAGCGGCAAGUGGAGGAUUUGGCCGCUCUUCUGAUUAGGAAGGAUGCAGAGAUACAGGACUAUCAGGACAAUGGAGCUGUGCUCAGUAGAGCCAGACUGCAAACGGAGCCAUUUGAGGUGCACCGAUACAGGGAAUACUUCUUCACACAGACUAUUCCACAGAUGGGUGUGCUGCUGGACAGUUUGGAUUUUGACUCAGAGUUACAGGCCCUGUAUGUGGCCGUGAGCUCGGGGAACACUGCGCAGAAACGUAAACACUCUCCUGACAGCAGCCCCACUGCCGAGGACAACCACGUCCCUGAUCAUCAACAAACCAGUGAUGUUCCCAAAGGUGUGGGGUCCUCAUUGGCUUCUCAAGAACAAAUUGAUGUCAAAAGACCAUCAGGAAGAACUCAGAAAGCUGACAGUGAACAGCGUUGUAAGGACAAGCUGAAUUCUCUGGCCAUCUCGGUGAUGAACCUGUGGCCAGGUGUGCGUCUGCGUGUGACAGAGGGUUGGGAUGAAGACGGCCAUCACUCUGAAGAGUCUUUGCAUUAUGAGGGCAGGGCGGUGGACAUCACUACCUCUGAUCGUGACCGCAACAAGUACGCCAUGCUGGCCCGUCUGGCAGUGGAGUCCGGGUUUGACUGGGUCUACUACGAGUCCAAAGGCCACAUACACUGCAGUGUCAAAUCAGAUCGUUAUGCAAGUCAUCUGUCCCUGUCAUGAUCAGAUGGGACUGCAAAGCAUUUAUAUCUAUUUAAUCUAUAAUGUAUAUUGUGAUGUAUAUAUUGUAAUUUGUACAAAAACUCGAAGCCAAAAUCUAAAGAGGCAAGAUUAGUGGCAGUGCCAUUCAGUUCAGAAGGCGCUCCUUCAUCAACAUCCCAAUGAAGAGGUAUAGUAGAUACUGACCUAGGCUUGGUAGCACACAUUAGCCAAACACUCUGAGGAUGCCAAACUAAUCUUAUACACCAGCUCAACCAAUCCUUGAGAAAGAAGCCAUUGGAUCAACCAAUGACAAAGUUGAAGGCCAGAGGUAUAUGUGAUGGGAAAAUGUUGCUUUAACAGUAUAUCAGCUAGUCAGAACUGUUAUGUCAAAUUGUUAGAACAAAGGCUGAUAUAAGAAGGGUCUGUCUAUACAAGGCACGCCCACUACAUGUUACGCUCCCCCUUUCAAAUAAACAGCGAAAAUGCUGGAGUCUUGCAGCAGUUGGAUUCACAUUCAUACACUGUGCUUGUUGUGUUUAUUUGGAGUCCCGUAGCAACCCUACACCUAUACCUAUCCCAACCCCUAAACCGAACCCUAACCACAAAGAUUUUUUUUAAAAAUUGUAAAAUUAUGAAAUAUACUGCAACGUAAAUGUUAUAUUCAAUACAAUCAAAUUGCCGUAUCACUUGGUGAUGACAGUGAGGAGAAACUUGAUGAAAACGAAGAGAAGAAAAUGCUAAGCUAAAAGGCUAACCGGUUAGCUUGUAAGCUAACUGGAGAAAACAAAACAGAGAAAUGUUCAAUUUCACCAUUUAUAUCUUCAGUUUAAUAAUAUAAUUCUUUGUAAUACUUACAUAGUUAAGACAACAUGAAUUAUACAGCAAUUACAUAGGAUUUUAAAAGUUCUUUCAGCCAGUAGAAUCGCCUAAUGAUCCAAGGGUGGCGUUACGUUUUGAGGGACACAGACAGACGUCAGUCAAGAUGUCAAUUUGUAGUCUAAUUCAGAAUGCUAAAUCGCUUUGGGUUCCCUCACAAAUUUUCUAGUCGGUUUUGAAAAUAGCAGUUUUCGAUAUAGGAGUAAAAUAAGGUCUGUGUUUGUCAUUACUUGAAGAGACUUUUCCGUUUUGUUCUACAACAUAAAUUACACACAGUCAUACCUCAAACGUGAAUUUUAAACAGUUUUUCAAUGAAUUACAUAUAAUUUCCCAAGCAUGUAAAGUUGAUACUAGCUUGAUGAAUGACAGGUAAUUUGCCUGACUUUAUUUUUCUCAUAAUUCGAAAACCAUAGACCUCACAGUAGCACCAUCUUUGAUUUUUUGGGAAUGAAAUCGAGGCUCUGAGGGAUAGACUUACCUGUCUCUUCAAUGACAUGCACUGUAUAAAGCUAUCAAAAAGCUCCUAGAUAACAUUUCAUUUUCCACAACUCAUGUUGGCUGGAGUUUUUUGUCUACUGAAAUUUCUUGGAAAGUUUCGUCAGCAGAACGAUCCAAAAACACUUUAAACAACUGUACAACCCAUUGAAGAGACUGUAAGUCUAUCCCUCACAGCCUUGUUGUCAUUUCCGUCAAAAAUCAAAGAUGGUGCUGCUGUGAAUAAGGUCUAUUAUUCCAAAAACCUGAGAAAUUCUUGAGGGAACCCAUGGCUCGAAAAUGCUAAGACUCUUCUAUGUUUUAGUACUACAAACUAUUGUAGUAUAUUUUCUUUUUGAUCCAAUAUCCAAUUACUAUCAAGGUGAACAUUACCAAUACCGAUACCGAUACCUCUAUUAAAUGGAUGUUUUUUUGCCGAUUUCUGAGAAUAAAAUGUUAUAUUUCCAUUUUUUUUAAAUUCAUAAGCCUAAACUGCAAUUUAUCAGACAUCUGUAUUGUUUAUCAUUUAUUAACAACAACAGAACAUUUUUAAUCUUUAAAAGGGUUUUAAUUUAAAUUAAUUUAUAUCAAACGAGUGCUGUGACUGAGCGCUGACUGCGAUCACUUGUUUCUUUCAGCAUGCCUGCUCAUUCAGAUGAGCAGAAGGAAAAAUAUGUCUGAUUUAUUGCAAUUAUUUGCUAAGAUCAUUAGUUAGUUUUCAUGGUAAAUAAAUAAUAAAAUCACUAGUUUAGUAAAAGACAUUAUUAUCUAUAUUUCUAUGUGAGUAUCCAUCAUCUUGAUACAACAUCAAUAUCGGAAGUAUCAAUACUUUAGGAUUGAUCUGCCCAUCACUACUACAGACUAAACAGCUCUAUACUGAUCAGGAUGGCUGCAUUGGAAAAAAGAGGCUUGGGAAUCCAUUCUUUUUUCCUUUUAGAAUAACGCAUUCAUUCCUUUCCUUUUCUUUCUUCAUCUUACAUUUCCUCCUGGCUCACUCUCCACCCAUUCCUCCAUAUCUCUGUCCAUCCCUCAGAUAACUCAGUAGCAGCAAAAACAGGAGGUUGCUUUCCUGGU